AUGAAAAAUAGAACAUCACUGACAGAUUUAAUCCUCCUGGGUCUGACAGAUAAUCCACAACUACAAGUUGUGAUUUUCUUCUUUUUAUUCCUCACAUAUGUACUGAGUGUUACUGGAAAUCUAACCAUCAUUACUCUCACCCUGUUGGAUUCCCACUUGAAGACUCCCAUGUAUUUCUUCCUCAGGAAUUUCUCCUUCUUAGAAAUUUCAUUUACUUCUGUCUGUAAUCCUAGAUUUUUGGUCAGUAUCAUAACUGGGGACAAAUCUAUUUCCUAUAAUGCAUGUGCAAUUCAGUUAUUCUUCUUUAUCCUCCUUGGUUCAACUGAGUUUUUCCUCCUAGCUUCUAUGUCUUAUGAUCGAUACGUGGCUAUCUGCAAACCUCUACAUUAUACAACCAUCAUGAGUAGCAAGGUCUGCUACCAACUUGUCAUCAGCUCAUGGGUAGCUGGUUUCUUGGUUAUCUUUCCACCAUUGAUCAUGGGCCUUGCGCUGGAUUUCUGUGACUCCAACAUCAUUGACCACUUUACCUGUGACUCUGCUCCUUUGCUGCAAAUCUCUUGCACAGACACAAGUACUCUAGAGCUCAUGAGCUUUAUUUUAGCUGUGUUUACUCUAAUGUCUACUAUGACACUAAUAAUUAUCUCCUACACUUACAUCCUUAGAACAAUUCUGAGAAUCCCCUCAGCACAACAAAGAAAAAAAGCCUUCUCAACCUGUUCCUCUCACAUGAUUGUUGUCUCCAUCUCUUAUGGAAGCUGCAUCUUCAUGUAUGUGAAAACAUCAGCAAAGGAAGGAGUUGCUUUAACCAAAGUGGUAGCUAUGCUCAAUACCUCUGUAGCUCCUAUGCUGAACCCAUUUAUUUACACUCUAAGAAACCAGCAGGUGAAACAAGCACUUAAGAAUAUUAUGAAAAGGACGCUUUUCUCAAAAACAUUGAUCUGA
Messenger RNA from Orycteropus afer afer, 942 nucleotides. Its product is annotated as olfactory receptor 6C76. Gene Ontology annotation, molecular function: G protein-coupled receptor activity; olfactory receptor activity. The transcript has a single exon. Gene Ontology annotation, biological process: G protein-coupled receptor signaling pathway. The record is from RefSeq and is a predicted model, not a curated record. Lineage: Eukaryota; Metazoa; Chordata; Mammalia; Tubulidentata; Orycteropodidae. Bases 1 to 942 code for a protein of 313 amino acids. Gene Ontology annotation, cellular component: membrane.